GGAGACGUCACAUGGAGGGAUGCAACAGCAGUAGCUGCUACACCACUAAUUACACAACAUUAACAUAACUAGCUACUGAGAGCUAACCUGGCUAGCUAAUUGCUUCGUCUUCUUCAUAGAGUCGGAAUUGCAAAUCUGCAAGAAACUAAAUUCAUAAGACGGUGCAAAACUGGAAAGCAAUAUUACGGUCACACACAGCUACCGUGGCCUCUUCUUGCAUUCAGUGGGCAGGGUAUUCUGGCUAGCUAGCGAAGUCUACGGUAGCAAACUCUACCUUGGCUAGCGUCAGGCUAGCCAGCUAGCUAGCUAGCUACUGACAUCGCCUAGCUAGCUAGCGAGCUGUAGUAACUUACGUCAUGGAGGAACUAGUCGUGGAAGUAAGAGGGACAAGUGGGGCUUUUUAUAAGGCCUUUGUAAAAGAUGUUCAUGAAGGAUCCGUCACUGUAGCAUUUGAAAACAACUGGCAGCCGGAGCGUCAGAUCCCAUUCCAGGAUGUGCGCUUUCCUCCACCGACAGGGUUCUGCAAGGAGAUCAAUGAGAGCGAUGAGGUCGAGGUCUAUUCCAGGGCAAAUGACAAAGAGCCAUGUGGAUGGUGGCUAGCCAAGGUUCGCAUGGUCAAAGGGGAGUUUUAUGUAAUAGAGUAUGCCGCAUGUGAAGCCACAUUAAAUGAGAUAGUGACACUGGAGCGGUUACGGCCAGUCAACCCGAAUAAACCAGCCACCAAAACCACCUUCAUAAAGAUCAGACUGGAUGUACCUGAAGAUCUACGGCAAAUGUGCUCCAAGGAGUCAGCACACAAAGACUUCAAAAAGGCUGUGGGAGCAUUCAGUGUCACCUACGACUCAGAGAAAAAGCAGCUGGUCAUUUUGUCAGUGAAUGAGGUCACGACAAAGCGGGCCAAUAUGAUGAGCGACAUGCACUUCAGGAGCCUCCGCACCAAGCUGUCUCUAAUGUUGAGGAACGAAGAGGCCAGCAGACAACUGGAGAGUUCCAGACAGCUGGCGUCUCGGUUUCAUGAACAGUUUGCUGUUCGGGAUGAUUUAAUGGGGCUGGCCAUUGGGACUCACGGGGCCAACAUUCAGCAAGCACGUAAAGUUCCUGGAGUCACUAACAUAGACCUGGACGAAGAGACCUGCACCUUCCACAUAUACGGAGAGGACCAAGAUGCUGUCCGUAUCGCCAGGAGUUUCUUGGAGUUUUCCGAAGAUGUCAUCAAAGUUCCCCGGAACUUAGUAGGGAAGGUGAUUGGCAAGAACGGCAAGCUAAUUCAGGAGGUGGUUGAUAAGUCCGGUGUGGUUCGGGUCCGUAUUGAGCCUGAGAACGACAAAAAAACAUCAGUGGCAGCGGCGGCGGCAGCAGCAGCAGCAGCUGACGAGGUUAGUGAGGGUGUGUGGGUGUGUGUGGGUGGGUGGGGGGGACUUGCUUCAUGUUCCUGCAUGAAAAUUCAUCAGAAUAAAUACACUGGUGCUAAUUCAGCAAGAGAAUUUAAACUUUCAUUGUCUGAAUCUCUGCCACAGGGAAUGGUGCCAUUUGUAUUUGUGGGAACCAAGGAAAGCAUCUCCAAUGCAACAGUACUACUAGACUAUCAUCUCAACUACCUUAAGGAGGUGGAUCAGUUGCGUCUGGAGCGUCUGCAGAUUGACGAGCAGCUGAGACAGAUAGGUGGAAGCGGAGGAGGGGGGACAGGGCCCCGAAACCCUAAAGACAAAACCUACGUGUUCGAUAACGGAAUGGGGCUUGGGAUGGGCCGAGGAGGUGGAGGAGGGAAGCCCUAUGCAGGAGGGGGAGGAAGAGGUGGACGGGGGCGGAGAGGUGGAGGAGCUUCUUUUGCCUCAGGUACCAACUCUGAGGCAUCCAACGCUUCAGAGACGGAGUCGGACCACAGAGACGAGCUCAGCGAUUGGUCGCUGGCCCCCACCGAGGAGCUAAUGACAGGAGGUGGGACCCUGCCCAGACGGACAGAUGGGAGGAAGAGAGCAGGCGGCGGAGGGCCAAGAGGACGAGGAGGGAGAGGAAGAGGAGGGGGAGGAUAUAAAGGUGAAGACAUGCAUUGGAAUGAUGCAAGACCUCGCCACAUUAGAGACUCAAAGACAAGAGGACAAGAAGACACUCUGCAGAUCCGUGUGGAUGGAAACAACGAGCGUAGCGUGCAGCACUCCUCAGGCGGCCGAGGAGGAGGAGGAGGAGGUGGUGGUCCUUCCUCAUCCCAGGGUGUUAUCAGUGGCAGCGGUGAGGGACAGCCCCGCCAUCACCAUCAGAGACCCACGAGGGACCGAGGGAUGAAGAAGGACAAACAGGACGCUCCCCCCGCGCUGGUGAACGGAGUGUCGUAGAUACCCCACUGGAGGACCUUCUCACUUAGACACACAUACACAGGCAACUCAUCACAAGCCGUUGUAGAGUCUCAGUCUCUGCUUUUUCUUUUCUGUCUCUGUCUAACACACGAAUACACAUAUUUCCAUCAGCAUCGAAGCGUUUACAGUAGUGAAGUCUUAGGCUGCAGGUGAUCUGGUAUCUGCUAGUCUGGUCUGUCCUUGACUGGUGUUGGAUCUCCUGCCCGUUCUCUGGAUAAAAGAAACAGUGAAAAAGGGAAAGAAGAGGAGGGAUUAGACUAAAACUCAUGUUACACACAAUCAUUAACCCCAAACAUACUCCUGUCCCACUAAACCAACUACACAGAGUUUUGUUUACUACUAAAGAAGUGAGGCAAAAGAAAAGGAAAUCAUUGGCUGACAGGAAUCAAAGUAGUGCAGCCACUGGAGACGGCAGGAUGAAAUACGUGUUCCCUUCCUCUGAAAAGCACACUUUUAGGAGGUGGCUUCAGUGUUUGCAGCAACUCUAAAUUUUAUUUUGGAUGGUCUGAAAUCUCCAACUCCCAAAAGUUCCUUUAUAACUAUUUUGAGCAGAGAAGCAAGUUUGAGUCUCUGUGGGAAAAUCAGCUGCAUUUUCCACAGAAACGUUUGAGGUUAACUGUUAAUUUAAAACAUCUCUUUAAUAAGGGGCAGGAAUGUUUUCGUGUCAUCCAAAUGACGUAAAAUCCUAUAGGGAUUCAGACUGGAAGAUGAUGUUUGUAGAGGGCACUUUAUGGAUUUUCUUUUCCUUUCUUUCUUUCUAAUGUAGUCUUUUUUUUUUUUUUUUUUUUACAUUUAAAGCAUCCAUGUUUCAACAUGAAAUUCAAACAGGGAUGCAUGAGCUCUAUAGUCACCUGUGUUUUGUUUCCUAUUUCCUUGAUAUUCUGAUUCAGUAACGUAGAAGAUGUACAAAUGGAGAGGCAUAAAUCUGAGGCACACUGACGCGUAUAAACCGCUUAAACACAGCAGCUCCCAAGAGUGUUUGUCAGGGUACAUGAUGUCAUGAACUGCUCUCCUUUUUAAAAGAAAUUAUUCACCUGCCACGUGAGCAGGUCACACCCCCAUACAGUGACCAGAAAUGCAUUAUUCAUGGGUGUUUACAGUUAUUCUGCCAUAAACACUGAGUCGUGACUCAACAUGUCUGCAGUGGUGUUCGGCCACAGUGGGGGACUAAGCUCCCUGAACCCAUUCAUCUCAUCUGUAAAGAGCUGUCAGCAGGAAUCACCAUCCUAUACCAGACUUUUCAGCCUCUUCAGUGAAGGGUAUAGGCUGCAAGCUAGGCGUACUUUGGCUCGUUCCACUUGUAUCUGGCUUGAUGCCGGUUAAAAUAGUUUCUUUUGCUUUCAAACAGGAUGCUUUUACAGCAGCUAACUCCUGUCACACCACUUUUUUUUUUUUUUUUUUGUAAUUUAUGAGAAUCUUUGUAUUUAACUUUGCCAUGAAAAACGUAUUUCAAGUGUAACUGUAGAGGAUGUGACAGAGUGUUGAGUUUUUCCUUGACAAAAUAAAAAUUUGGCCUAAGUUUUAUUCUUUUUGGUGAUCUUAUUCCUGACCUGUCCAGUUGACUUAACUAUUUUGUUUUUGUUUUAUUAUAUUUUAGAGCAGAGAAGGGUUCUGAAGUUUUCUUAAACUAAUUGUCUAUACUAGCAGUCACGCUCCAUCCAUUUAUUUUCUUAACUAAUUCUCUGAUUCAGGGUGUUGGGGACUGGGGGCUUAUCCCAGCUGACUUUGAGAGGCAAAGGUCACCAGUCCAUCACAGAGCUUUUUCCAUCCACAGCCAAUGAAGUAGAUGGAAAAGUCUUUCUUAUCUCUGUGCCUUUGAUUUAUGCUCCUCCAUUCUCUGAAUUUGGCCUGAACAUAUCAAAACCUUUUAUGCUGCCUGUUCAAGCCCAGUGUAACACCCCUUCUUUAGGACACACUGUAGAAUGGGUGAUGCUGUUUACAUUAGUUGUAAUUCUUUUGAGGAGGUCUAACUUUGUGACUUGCUGAGGUAUUUUGUUCUAGAGCGAGGCCAGUUUUCUGACCUCGCUCUGUGCUUUUCUGCCUUGAGUUGAAACUCUUUAAGGCACCAAUAUAAAGAAACGGAGCAUCAGUUUGUCUUCAGACUGUGUGUAACCAGCACGUGCUUUCAGACAAAGGAGCAAGACAAACUUCAAGCUCUUGAGUUGUCGUAACCUGCUGUUCAGUUGACACCUCGGUGAAUUACUGACUUCCUAAAUAUUUUGAGUCGAAGGAUUCUUGGGUACAGCGUCAACAUCCAAAUAGAGUCAAAUUUAGGUUGCAGUAAGGUUGUUAAGAUCAUGUACCUUGUCAGUCGUCUUAAAUUCAAAGUGAUUGCUGUGCUGUAGACAGGCUAGUGUAGAAAGGUACCUGUGGAUUUAUGAUUAUUAUGAUGAAAAGGAACCUGAUAGUUAGAAUAAAGUGAAAGUCAAUAUAAAAGAAAACCAACAAAAAACACUUCUUAAGGUUUCUCUGUGCAUUUGUGGGCUCGUUUUACGAGAGCUUCUCACCACUUAAGCUCCUAGCGCAAUUUCUGGACUGGCAGGUUAGCUGGCAGGUCAUCAGCAGCGACAACAGACCUCAGAGGGUUAAAAUUCAAUAAGGAAAUUGAUACCACUCUCAUUAGUAUACAAUAAAUAUGAAGCUUGAGCCAUCACACAUUGAGUUUAGCUUAGCUUGCCCGCAUUUACCCAGAAUGAACAAAACUCGGUGACCAUCACCUCUGAGUGUUUAAAUGAUUUCCACCAUUUGAGGUUUGAUUGGAACGCUUGAUUUUUGUCAUCCUGUAACGCCUCCUUUCAUGCGGUGGUUUUAAUGGGGCCAAAUAGGAAAAUUAGAAAAUUAUUAUUCAGAGGAGUGGAUGGAAAUGGGCAUUAGUUCUUUCUCUUACCUCAUUUUUGCCUUGCUUGUUGUGUUUAGCCACAUAGUAAAAGUAAUAAUAAUAAAAUGGCUUAAAAGUGUUUUCCAAACAGGUGAAAAUGCUAUUAAAAUCUAGUUCCUAACCCUAGAUGGGUCACCUGUGACCUGAUGAAUGUUGAUAGGUUUAAUAGUCAUGGUGAGAAACUCCAUUUAAAUCUAAACUAGAAUGCUCAGAGAAACCUUAACUAUAUUUUUUGUAACAUGUGCCUUUUAAUUGUGGCUACUAUCACAAUGUAGACUUGUAAAUCAGGGAUGAUGAGACAUUAAUAACGGACCAGGUGUAUAAAGAUGGCUGCUCCUGUAGUGAUGUAAUUAAGUCCUCUUUGGUCGUCACUGACAAUGCUGAGCAUCUCGAGCUUCCUCUAAAGUCUAAGGGCCGCUUAAGAGACGGGUGAAUUUGGCACGUCAGGAAACCGCCUUCUUUAACCACCUGAUCCUCUCUGAACACUGAAGGUGUUGUAACCUUGUACAGUUGACAAACGUAAGCCUGUAGCUUGUGACCUGGUUCAGCCCAUUUCUGAAAUGGAUUCAGUUACUUCUGUAGGCAUGUGCAGUUCGAGACUUUGAGUAGCUUCACACCAAAGAGAGGCAUGUUCUCUGUAACCCCCCCCAAGAAAGACAAAAUGGUGUGACCCAGUGCAACUUCACCGUCUCUCACCGAACUGAGUGAAAGGAACUGAUAAGAUUUCAGGGGUUGAGCCAGGUCUUCUCUCUAACAGACGUCCAUGUACUUUUUGAGUGUUGUGGUGCAUGUACAUCUUUAUUUUGGAUCUUAAAAGAUAUUCAGUAGAUUUGGACACAUUAAAACGAUAAGUUUAAGUUGUUUUUUUUUUCUUUUUUUUUUUCAGUUGUCCUUGACCUGAGUUCAGCUAGCGUAGCCAGCGAUGAGUAACAUCUUGUGUCAGUGAAGGAGACAGCCGUCACCUUAGAGACAGUAAUGCAACUUUUACCUUGUUUUAGGAGACGUCACAGGAAACUGUUGCGUAACAUGAGUAAUGAAUCAUGAAACAGGCUUUCUUUAGAAGUUCAUUUUUCUUUUACUAAAAGUAUUAUGGCUCUCAGCUUCUCUUAUCACUAAUAAGUUAGAACCUUUGCUUUCACUGCAGCCAUGUUGCUUUUUUCUCUCUGUAAGCAUUUUCUGCAGUGCAUCGACAAAUGGCUCAAGUAAAAGUAACCUCUAUAUUGUCAGUAGACCAUCAAGAGUGUGGAGUUACUUUGUAUUGUAAAAACAAACAAAAAAGGUGGUUAGAAAAAGAAGGAAGGAAGGCAUACUGUAUAUAAUGAUGUCAUUAUUUGUGUGAGAAAAAGAUUUGUACUUUUGUUUCAAAUGUGCACUUAUCCUGAUAUUUUCUUUUUUUGCUGUUUAAUAUCAGUUAAAUGCUAGAGCUCUUGAUAAUAAACAAUAUGUGGAAAAAUAGUAUCCUCCAAGCAGGAUUGAGUCACAUACAGCUUUCAUUAAGAAUGAGAUGUCCAUAAUUCUGCACAACUUCCCUAAAAGAAGGUUUUGUUUUCUGUUUUUUUGUUGGUUUUUUUUAACCAGACAGGGAAAAUCCACAAUGAAUUAUUGAAACCACAUACAGAAGGCUUGACUGAUGAGACCGAUGUCUGAUUUUAAAGAUAAGUUGUUUCAGUGGCAUUGUAUAGUGGACAGGUUAGUUGGCUGGUUGCUUUUCUUUUUUUUUAAUAAAAGUAUCCACUUGUUUCCGCUCCCAAAGCUUAUUGGGUUUCCCUAAUUUACUCCAUCCAAAAUAUAUCAUUUAUACACCUGUUCAGUUGGGUAAAAUAAAGUUUUAAGUGUACACUGACUUGACUGGUCAUCCACUAGUCCACCGAUGGACCGUGUAGGGUUAGGGCUGAGUUUUGUCUUAGUCGCGUGAUAGAUUGACAGACAUUUCCAGUGUUAAUCUUUUGAAUGAUAGCCACAAAUUUAAUAAAGGGUGGAGAUUAAACUAACUAGAGCGGAGCCAAUAUAUCAGCCGAUAUUAGCAAUUUGCCAACAUAUUAAAGGCAUUCAGGGGGAAAGGUGCUCAAACAUAAUGAGAUGAUCAUGUUUGUGUGCUAACGGGUGCCGCUAAGAGGUGAUUAGCCUAGCUAAGCGCAGCAUAAAAUAACUUUGGUUGUUCAAAGACUUAUUGAAGACAAACUGAAAUGUAAAAAUAUGCUGGUUUUGGCUUGAUUGUAAUUAAAAAAUAUUCAAUCAACUUACUAGAUACAACUUGUUACUGGGUGGCCAUAAGUCUGCUGUUUACCGCAUAUAUUCCUAAUGCCAUGCUAAGCUAACCACCUCUUGUUUUUUUUGCACACAUCGGUCUACCUACAAGCACCUACCAGCUUUAGUAAAUGCUUGCUUCCUUCCGUAACUGAAGUAGCCCAUGUUUAAUGUGGAUUUUCCCUUUAAUUUGUGGAUUUUCCUUUGAUUUUAAAGCCAGUGAACUUGUCAACUUUCCAUGUACAGAGACCCAAAUAAGUAAGGAGAGUUUUGUUAGGAUUCCCUUUAUCUCUUUUUCUUUUUAAACAGUAUAAAGUUUUCAUAAGGUUAAAGGUGAGACUUUUCUUGUAAGAGCCAAUUCUCUCUGAACUGACAAAAAAAAAAUCCUUGUACUGAGUCUACAGAUGUCCUACUUUCACACUGUCACACCAGUGACAAUGAAUGACAGCGUUUGUGUCUGAGCUUCAACCUGCUUGUUGGUGUAUUUUAUUGUGCCUCCUAACACCAGGUUCAGAGUAGAGGUUUUUAACUGCAGGGGUGAAAAACUACAUUUGGCAGAAGUUAAGUUUGUUGGCUUUUUUUGUACUUUAGUUGCCUUUUUAGGGCCAUUACUAACAAAGUGUAGUUCUAAACCAAGGCUUGUACUAUUGUGGAAAAUGUACAUUUAAAAAAAAAAAAAGUGGGUGAAGGACUGUUGCAUGCUGACCAUUUGGGGUCAUUGGAGAAAUGGUACUAAGGAAGCCUUUACUUUCAAGUCUCCAUAACUUACUGGUUGUGACAUUUUUAUCCAGUUCUGUGGUUUUCAAGUGACUUGCAAUAGAGACAACUAACUGAGUAUCCUGUGAGUCAUUGCAGAAAAACUAGGAAAUGGUAUCUAGGCGUGGAAAAUGCUGCAAAUGUGGUCACAAGGAAUGGGCCAUCAUCUAGAUUUCUGAAAUAUUUGAGAUCCCAUAAAACAAAAGUUUAAGACAAGAAACUUCACUGUGUCCACCUCAGUGGUACUUAAUUGCUCGGGACCCUAUGAACAAUGCAAGGAUGUGAACAGUACUACAACACGUUACUUGGCACCCCAGUACCAAGCUGUAUAAAUCUUAAUGAUGGGUUUUAAAAUGCCUCCCUAAAAAUGCUGUUAACCCACAUGAAGUUUCUAAUUGUGUGUUCUGUGUGAGCUUGUGGGUUUGGAGGUUUGUCUGCUUGUGACAUUUUUGAUCUUUUUAGCAUUGUCAUUGCGAAUAGACUGUUAAAAUAAGAGAGAGCAGAAAUAAUUUUUCACUGGAGACUUCUGCUUUACAGGAAAAAAAAAAAGAAAUGGCAUAACUGAAAGUUUACUGUCAGUUGACAUAAAUAUGACAAUAUAAGUAAAAGAGUUUUUCUUAUGAAAUGUUGCUAUGCUGAGGAUAUUUUCUGGCAGAUUGUCGGGUGGUAGCUUGUUUUUUUGUUGAUAGAGGGGGGAUGUUAAUGAUUUGAUGUGCAUUUGAUGUGGAUUCUUAUUCUUACAGCAGCAACUGUUUUGACUUACAAAGGCGGUCGCGUGACUUUAAGUAUGGAUCCAACCGUGUACGCGAAUCUUGAUCUUUGACUGGACAUGCCAAAAGAGAUGCUCUUUAUACAGGCUUUCUAUAUGUGUCAAACACACAAGGAUAAUGCAGAGAGCUGGGGAGCCAAAAUUCUGCUCCUUUUAACUGUAAUACAAACCCAUGUGACCAUUUGCAUCCCUCACUAAGCCGUUGGUUGUGUCAGGGUUGCAGCAUGGUUCGUGGGGAACCAGCUAAAGAGAAAACCUAAAAUUGUCAUUGUUGUUGGUUGCUAUUCCACAGCACAUGUCAGCAGACAUUUAUUUGCAGAAUGUAUAUAACAUAAGCAAAUACUAUCUAGACACAUUGUUGGCUAUUCAACUAUAUUAUGCCAGGAAGUGAAGACACGCAGAGAAUCUGUAGAUACUUCAACCAGGGUAGUCAAGAGAAAAAAAAAAAAAAAAAAAAAAGCUGUAAAACCUUGUGUGCACUUUUGGGCAUUUUUCUUUUCUUUUGUACAUACUACUACUAGCAUUUAAGAUGUUUGGGUUGACAUGUCUGGUUAUAGUGCAAUAUAUUUUGUAUGCAAGCAGUUUCAAUAAAUAAAGGUCGAUCUUCCUCAGUUA
Molecule: messenger RNA, 9619 nt
Organism: Archocentrus centrarchus (flier cichlid)
Lineage: Eukaryota; Metazoa; Chordata; Actinopteri; Cichliformes; Cichlidae
Gene: fmr1
Product: fragile X messenger ribonucleoprotein 1
Exons: 14
Coding region: 357-2333 (658 amino acids)
Biological process (GO): positive regulation of translation; positive regulation of long-term neuronal synaptic plasticity; regulation of mRNA stability
Cellular component (GO): neuron projection; cytoplasmic stress granule; nucleus
Molecular function (GO): translation regulator activity; mRNA 3'-UTR binding
Source: RefSeq, a predicted model, not a curated record